Messenger RNA from Cladocopium goreaui, 4890 nucleotides. The record is from the annotation of a GenBank genome assembly. NCBI's taxonomy places the organism in Eukaryota, Dinophyceae, Suessiales, Symbiodiniaceae.
AUGGCAGAAGUUUCAUGGGCAGCUCUUCUGCAGCCUCUUGAGGCAAGCGCUGCAGCAACAGUAGUGUUGAUUCUUCAGCUCGUGCCCAUCCCCCUUGCCGGAGCUGUGUUGCGAUCUUUAGCAUGGGCCUGGCACAAGCAGUCUCUAGCAUCAAAUAGCUCGGAGAAUGUGGUGUGGAAAGUUGCUCGUUACUUGCCAGCGCUCACGUGCGGACAGCGCACUGUGGCGCCACUGUUGUCCUCUCUCAAAGGCUUGCAAAAGGAUUGCCCGACGCUCCCUGUGGUGCGGGUGUCCAGUGCCAGGUCCCAAUGUCCUUGCGGCCAUGAUCUUCGGGAGAAAGCCCCAGUUGCCGAAGCCACCAUUGCAAACAAUGCGGCUGCGUCUCGGAGGACUAGUAGCAAUCGCUACAAGGUUUACUCUUUGAACGCAGGCCUCUUGUGGGCGGAUUUUGUGGAGCAGCAGUGCCCGGCUUGCCGCAAGUACUUCUUGGGGAAUUGGUCUUUCAAGCGGCAACAGUCUGGCUUCGGGCAUAUAUCAAAUUUGCAAUGUCAGUCAUCCGCCGCAGAUGGCUUUUUCAUUAUACCUCGCUACCGGAGCUUCUUUGCGGUUGAAAUAGCACUUCUCAAACACCUCACUGACAGCCUGCAUUUCAGCGGAGGGUCGAUGAAGGCUGCAGUCUUGGUAUGGGCCAUGCGUCAUUCAGAGGCUUGGCAGCAGGAUUUGCUCUUGGGCCCAGACAGAACUCAGCUGCCGCAUACCAUCAGCAACUUGUUGUCCGCUUGGUAUUCUUGGAGGGCCUUUGACAUGGCAGGCCAGCUAGCUGAGCCUAUUGUUUGGGAUAUGACCCCAGCCGGCUUCGACGCUUCCUUGUUAGCGCAUACAGCGGCCAUCCGAGAGCAGCAUUUAGAUUGGGUUGCGGCCCAUAUCAAAGCAUGCCCUCGCUGUCGUGACAAUCCUUGCGUCAUUGUGGAUGGGAAGGCUGGCGCUCGGCGACUGAUUUGCGCAGGCACAGAUGGUACAGUAUCCUUCCCAGACCUUGGCGUAGAAUUCGCUUCUGGCUGCACCAACUUUGCGCACGCAAAGCACCAGCAUUGCUCUGCAUGCCGCCACUUGCCCGAACAUGACCACCUCAUUGCCGAUCAGCUUUCCGUGCUUGGCACAGAAGAGCGCGAGGAUGCUGACGGCCAAGGCCUUGAGAUCAUGUACGUCGUGCAAUGCAAAGAUCCUUCUGAUGCCUCGCAGGUAGUGGAAUUGCUUCUGCCGCACCAAGAGGUGCGAAAAGAUUUGCUCCUGACCUUUGAAAGAGGGCUUUUGCCACAAAAGACAGAUCAUCGCAACAAAAAAGCUGCAAAAGCCAAGGGCUCGAGACAAAAAGCUCGGUGGCUGCGAAAAAACGAUGCAUCUUGUUCAAGCAUUCUGGCACCCAAGAAGGCGCGUGUCAAGAAGAAGCCACGUUUGCCUGCCAAGCCUGCCAAGUUAGAGCCCACUGAGUGCACAGUCGACAAAGAUACCCACCGCCGCCGCCGAACCACAGGAGGCAUUUUGACUUGUGUGCUUAGUUGCGGAUUGUUGGCCGACUUCAUCGAGAUGUGGCGUGGGGAGCAAAUGGAAUUAGUGUACGUCUUUCUCCUUCAGUUUCUCAAAGACAUGCAGACGCGUGGGGUUUCCAUUUCUUGCGUUGCCUAUGAUAAUGCUUGCAAGCUGUGGAAAACAGUGCAAGAGAAGAAGGAUAGCAGGCCGCCAUGGUCUACCAACUUUUCACAAAUUGGGCUGGUUCUGGACCACUUCCACAAGCGCAAUCAUACGUGGUGCUUGAAGAAUCUUCCCCAGACAAACCCGGACACACCGCAAAAUGCGGCGCUGCUGAAAAACAAAAACACUGAAGCGUGCGAACAGCUGAACAGCUGGAUCACAGGAAGAACCAAAUCCAGCUUGGAGAUGCCACCUGGUCGCUUUGCCAUUUAUUGGCGCACCUUGUUCCAGCAGCACAAUGUUUGGUUGGAGGCAGAGGCUGACUGCUUGCGAAGACGAUUUGCCAAAGGCAAGAUGCAGCAUGUUUUCAUUGUGCACGACCAGCGGCCGCACCUGGGCGCCGUUGAGCAGUACAUGGUCCAAGCCCAAGGUGCGACAGCAAAGCCUCUGGCUUGGUUUCAGUUGGCGGACGAGAAGGCAGCCCACUUGGAGUUGCUGGCUGCAUUAAGAUGUGAAGGGUUGAAGUGUUUGAUGCACGGUGCGCUGAUGCUGACAGAAUGCAGCACUGUCGCAAGGCAUCCAAGGUUUCUGUCUCGGUGCACGCAUUGUAAGAUGUCCCCACUUCGACACUUCCUCUGCUUGGCUUUGGUUUGUGGAGCACGUGCUGCGAAAAGAGGGAAAUACACGCCAGCGAUGCCUGAGGAGCGCACCAUGAAUGGCAAAGAUGUGCGCCAAGCCACAAAGCUCUUAGAGACCAUGUGCCCUUUCCCUUCCGAGACUAUGGCCCAAACUGUGCCCUGUUCUUGGCAGUUCGCUGGGGCCCUAGCGCGGGCCACGAGCUUGCAUCAGAGCUGCGCCUUUGUGCACCUUCUCAUCAUGUUGUCACUGGUCCUGAACGCCGUUCAAGUCCGUUUUGGAGGCAUCUUAGGAAAGUUCCCCAACAUCCUGAUGCUUCAGCAUGGUGAACCUGGGGAUGGCAAAUCCAUUGCCCUGUGGCUGGUCCUUCAAGUUUUGUACUACUUCGACACCAUCAAAAGCAAGCAUGAUGCUGCCAGGCAUCGCAUCGACUCGCGCCGCUAUGAAGAAGCAAAGCGAGCUUACGAAGGAGCGCUUGCAAUCAAUGACCCUGAAGCUGAAGAGCCAGUUCCACCAACCAAGCCAGAAAAACGAGAUUCUGUGCAGAACAAAGGAACUUUCUAUGGAUUGGGAUGCCUCCUCGAGAAGCAAGGUGGGCGUGCAUUCCUGGCCUUGCAUGAAGGCAAGUCUUGGCUUUCUGAAGCGUUCGAACAUGCCAAAGGCGGAGGCUUGGAGGAUUUGAACCAAAUUCUCGACCACGACAUCUACAAGAACAACCCCGCCACAGGACAGUCUCGCUUUCAUGUGCGAAACCCGCAUGUUGUGGGCGCUGUCCUGAUGCACCUCGAAGAGUUGCUGGACAUUGGGAAGAAAGGCGACAGCGUUGCGGGACUCCCACGCUUCUUGAUCGGUCAUUUCUUAUCAGUCUGCAGCAAGGUCUGCCCAGAGAACUUGUCUGCCCAGGAAAUGCAAAACUUGCUCCUCGAAGACCCCAAUUAUUUCAAUGACCUUUCUUAUGAUGAGAUUGUCAAGGCUGCAACCAACUUGCUCUUGCUUGCUGAUGCGGCUUUUCCUUCUCAGCGUCGGAGAGACGAUGAAGUAGGGCCUGCCGCAAGCAGGUACUCCGAGAUCCGAGGAAUUCACACCAUGGAGUUUGCAGAGGGCGUUGUUAGCAGUUUCCAACAAGACUUCAAUGAGAUGGUGGAUGAUUACCGUAAGGCCAAGAAAGCAGGCGAUGCCAAGGCAGCACUUCUCAGCAAAGACAAGACCAGGCCCCUUCAGUUCAUCCCAGGCAUCCACAUCUUUGAGCAAGGCUUGCUCCACCUCUUGUCCUUGGCAAGCGUCCCCGCUGAUCAAUGGCAGAACCUUUCCCCAGAAGACAUGGUGCGGAAAGUGGCCGCGGUAAAUCCAGAUGUUUUCUUCAGUGAUUUUCUGCCAAGCUCCGUGCCUCCAUGUGCUACCCAGCAAUCCGUUGAUGCAGCAUUCUCUCUUUCCAGGUGGUUCCAAUCCGUCUACCACUUCAGCACGAACGCUGCUCAAAAGCUGGACGAAUUUCGAAAAGACCGUCUUAUUAAGACGGACUUGCCGCAGCCGAGCGCCCAAGCAUUUGCUGAGAAGCUGCAAAAGGCGGCUGCUGCCACAUUGAUUGACCCCGGCAACACCUUUCUGACCAUGGACAGGGUUACCUACAAACGCUUUGUCUUCGAUGCCAGCAACACGGAUGCCGAAGUCUAUGCCAAGCACUGCGACCUCAUCCUUCUCGCCCUGAUUGGCUUCAUUGCCAUCGGCCAUGGAAACUGGGCAAAGGUAAAGUACGCAGAAGAUGAUCCCAACUUCAUGUUGGCGGCCAACCGGCUGCAACUGUUCUCCCCAGAAGUCUCUUUUCAGGAGUUGCGCGCUGCCGUUCCUUUCAAUGAAGGGCCCCUUCCCAACCUUGACCAGGACAAUGCAGACACUGUGUGUCAAGCAUUGGUCAAACUUCUGAAAGGCUUCCCGAUUGCCAUUGACAAGCUGCCUGACAUUCAGGCUCUUGCUGUGCACGCCGACAUUCCGCCUUCGCAACCUGAUCCUGGUGCAUCACAAGCUGUCGCAACUUCUCCGCACAAGAAGCCGGAAGAACAGCAUGUGUUGACACAGGUUGCUCUUGGAAAUCCUGAGGCCAGUGAUGAUGAGCCGCCGGCGAAGCGGCUGAAAGACGAACCUCUCCAAGUCGCUGACCUGCGCAAUCACAAAGACACGAUGACGAAGAUGCUGGCUUGGAUCCUCAAGCAGAAGAACCAUUCUAUGCCGCAAUGGCGCUUGAAUGAAAAAGUGCGAGAGGUUCAUCCAACAACAGAAAAAUCCUAUGUGCUGGCUGCCAAAGUCACAAAGCUUUUGAUUUCAGCUACGCUAGCUGUGCCGACGCCAAACAAAACCAACAGCUUUGACCUUGUGAAGGUUCCUCAGGAAGAUCGCGAUUCCAUCGUCAUUGAGUUGGAGAAGGUUGGCAUCUUGAAGCCUGGAGACAAGCAGAAGGUCACAGUGCAGUUGGGAAAAAGAGACACUGCAGCAGUUUUUGAAGAGUGUAAGUUCCAGGAGUGCAUGGCAUUGUGUGCUGAAGGCUUCAAAGGACACGCAGAGUGA